This is a messenger RNA of Mus musculus (house mouse), 7760 nucleotides long. It is a transcript of the gene Eif4g2, whose product is annotated as eukaryotic translation initiation factor 4, gamma 2. Gene Ontology annotation, biological process: regulation of translational initiation. Lineage: Eukaryota; Metazoa; Chordata; Mammalia; Rodentia; Muridae. Gene Ontology annotation, molecular function: RNA binding; translation initiation factor activity. The transcript is spliced from 22 exons. The record is from RefSeq and is marked reviewed.
GUUGGGCUUCAGACACGCCUCAGCGCCAGCAGCGAGCCGGAGCUCUAUGGAGGUGGCGGCGGGUACCAGGUGGCGGCUGCAGCAGCUACUCCUCUGAGCUGAGACUUUCAAGCCGGCCGCGUCUCCUUCCUCCCCCUUCCCUCCCCCUUUUUUGUUUUCCGUUCCCCUUCCCCCUCCCUUCCCCGUCCCCGACGACCGGAUCCAGAGGAGGCAGCUGCGGUGGCAGCUGCUGAGUUCUCGGUGAAGGCUUUUCAUUUCUACCAUCCCCUCCCCUCCCCACCCCAUCCAUUAAUAUUAUUCUUUUGAAGAUUCUUCGUUGUCAAGCCGCCAAAGUGGAGAGUGCGAUUGCAGAAGGGGGUGCUUCUCGUUUCAGUGCUUCUUCGGGCGGAGGAGGAAGUAGGGGUGCACCUCAGCACUAUCCCAAGACUGCUGGCAACAGCGAGUUCCUGGGGAAAACCCCAGGGCAAAACGCUCAGAAAUGGAUUCCUGCACGAAGCACUAGACGAGAUGACAACUCCGCAGCAAACAACUCCGCAAAUGAAAAAGAACGACAUGAUGCAAUCUUCAGGAAAGUAAGAGGCAUACUAAAUAAGCUUACUCCUGAAAAGUUUGACAAGCUAUGCCUUGAGCUCCUCAAUGUGGGUGUAGAGUCUAAACUCAUCCUUAAAGGGGUCAUACUGCUGAUUGUGGACAAAGCCUUAGAAGAGCCAAAGUAUAGCUCGCUGUAUGCUCAGCUAUGUCUGCGAUUGGCAGAAGAUGCACCAAACUUUGAUGGCCCAGCAGCAGAGGGUCAACCAGGACAGAAGCAAAGCACAACAUUCAGACGCCUCUUGAUUUCCAAAUUGCAAGAUGAAUUUGAAAACCGAACCAGAAAUGUUGAUGUCUAUGAUAAGCGUGAAAAUCCCCUCCUUCCUGAGGAGGAGGAACAGAGAGCCAUUGCUAAGAUCAAGAUGUUGGGGAACAUCAAAUUCAUUGGAGAACUUGGCAAGCUUGAUCUUAUUCAUGAAUCUAUCCUUCAUAAGUGCAUCAAAACACUUUUGGAAAAGAAGAAGAGAGUCCAACUCAAAGAUAUGGGAGAGGAUUUGGAGUGCCUCUGUCAGAUAAUGAGGACAGUGGGACCUCGAUUAGACCAUGAACGAGCCAAGUCCUUAAUGGAUCAGUACUUUGCCAGAAUGUGUUCCUUAAUGUUAAGUAAGGAAUUGCCAGCCAGGAUUCGUUUCCUACUGCAGGAUACUGUAGAGUUGCGAGAGCACCAUUGGGUUCCUCGCAAGGCUUUUCUUGACAAUGGACCAAAGACGAUCAAUCAAAUCCGUCAAGAUGCAGUAAAAGAUCUAGGAGUGUUUAUUCCUGCUCCUAUGGCUCAAGGGAGGAAUGACUUCUUCCUGGAGGGACCGUUCAUGCCGCCAAGGAUGAAAAUGGAUAGGGACCCACUUGGGGGACUUGCUGAUAUGUUUGGACAAAUGCCAGGUAGUGGAAUUGGUACUGGUCCAGGAGUUAUCCAGGAUAGAUUUUCACCCACAAUGGGACGUCAUCGUUCAAAUCAGCUCUUCAAUGGCCAUGGGGGGCACAUCAUGCCUCCCACGCAAUCGCAGUUUGGAGAGAUGGGGGGCAAGUUUAUGAAAAGCCAGGGGCUAAGCCAGCUCUACCAUAACCAGAGUCAGGGACUCUUAUCCCAGCUACAAGGACAGUCGAAGGAUAUGCCACCUCGGUUUUCUAAGAAAGGACAGCUUAAUGCAGAUGAGAUUAGUUUGAGGCCUGCUCAGUCGUUUCUAAUGAAUAAAAAUCAGGUGCCAAAGCUUCAGCCCCAGAUAACUAUGAUUCCUCCCAGUGCACAGCCACCACGCACUCAAACACCGCCUCUGGGACAGACACCUCAACUUGGUCUCAAAACUAAUCCACCACUUAUCCAGGAAAAGCCUGCCAAGACUAGCAAAAAGCCACCACCAUCAAAGGAAGAACUACUUAAACUGACCGAAGCCGUUGUGACUGACUAUCUGAACAGUGGAAAUGCCAACGACGCUGUCAGUGGUGUGAGAGAAAUGAGAGCUCCAAAACACUUUCUUCCUGAGAUGCUAAGCAAAGUGAUCAUCCUGUCACUUGAUAGAAGUGAUGAAGAUAAAGAAAAAGCAAGCUCUUUAAUCAGUUUACUCAAACAGGAAGGGAUAGCCACAAGUGACAACUUCAUGCAGGCUUUCCUGAAUGUAUUGGAGCAGUGCCCCAAACUGGAGGUUGACAUCCCCUUGGUGAAAUCUUACUUGGCACAGUUUGCAGCUCGUGCUAUAAUUUCAGAGUUGGUGAGCAUUUCCGAACUAGCUCAACCACUGGAGAGUGGCACCCACUUCCCUCUCUUCUUACUUUGUCUUCAACAAUUAGCUAAAUUGCAAGACCGAGAGUGGUUAACCGAACUUUUUCAACAAAGCAAGGUCAAUAUGCAGAAAAUGCUGCCAGAAAUUGAUCAGAAUAAGGAUCGAAUGUUGGAGAUUUUGGAAGGAAAGGGACUGAGUUUCUUAUUCCCACUCCUUAAAUUGGAGAAGGAACUAUUGAAGCAAAUUAAGCUGGAUCCAUCCCCUCAAACUAUAUAUAAAUGGAUUAAAGAUAACAUCUCUCCCAAACUUCAUGUAGAUAAAGGAUUCGUGAACAUCUUAAUGACCAGCUUCUUACAGUACAUUUCUAGUGAAGUAAGCCCACCCAGCGAUGAAACAGAUUCUUCCUCUGCUCCUUCCAAAGAGCAGUUAGAGCAGGAAAAACAGCUGCUGCUCUCUUUUAAGCCAGUGAUGCAGAAAUUUCUUCAUGAUCAUGUGGAUCUACAGGUCAGUGCCCUGUAUGCUUUGCAGGUGCACUGUUACAACAGCAGCUUCCCAAAAGGCAUGUUACUUCGAUUUUUUGUUCACUUCUAUGACAUGGAAAUUAUUGAAGAGGAAGCUUUCUUAGCUUGGAAGGAAGACAUAACUCAAGAGUUUCCAGGAAAAGGCAAGGCUUUGUUCCAGGUGAAUCAGUGGCUAACCUGGCUAGAAACUGCUGAAGAAGAAGAAUCAGAGGAAGAAGCUGACUAAAGAACCAGCCAAAGCCUUAAAUUGUGCAAAACAUACUGUUGCUAUGAUGUAACUGCAUUUGACCUAACCACUGCGAAAAUUCAUUCCGCUGUAACGUUUUUUCACAAUAUUUAAAGCAGAAGCACGUCAGUAAGGUUUCCUUCUGCAUAAGGUUUUUGUAGUGUGAUGUCUUAAUCAUAGUCUACCAUCAAAUACUUUAGGAGUAUCCUUAAUGUUUAGAUAGAAUAUUAGCAGCAUGCAAUAAUUACAUCCUAAGUUCUCAAGCAGAGGCAGUCUAUUGCAAGGACCUUCUUUGCUGCCAGUUACCAUAGGCUGUUUUAAGUUAGAAAACUGAAUAGCAACACUGAAUACUGUAGAGAUGCACUUUGCUCAGUAAUACUUGAGUUGUUGCAAUAUUUGAUUAUCCAUUUGGUUGUUACAGAAAAAUUCUUAACUGUAAUUGAUGGUUGUUGCCGUAAUAGUAUAUUGCCUGUAUUUCUACCUCUAGUAAUGGGCUUUAUGUGCUAGAUUUUAAAAUCCUUGAGCCUGGGCAAGUGCACAAGUCUUUUUAAAAGAAACAUGGUUUACUUGCACAAAACUGAUCAGUUUGAGAGAUCAUUAAUGCCCUUGAAGUGGUUUUUGUGGGUGUGAAACAAAUGGUGAGAAUUUGAAUUGGUCCCUCUUAUUAUAGUAUUGAAAUUAAGUCUACUUAAUUUAUCAAGUCAUGUUCAUGCCCUGAUUUUAUAUACUUGUAUCUAUCAAUAAACAUUGUGAUACUUGAUGUAGUUGUACAUGACUUCAAAUAGUAUCUGCAAAGUAAUGAAGAAUUCAUUUGGUUUUGAGGUAUGGAUUUAUCUCCGUUUAAGAACUUGGGAAAUUUUUAAUUUCAUAGUCUUAAUUAGUAGUGAUUGAGCCUAUAACACCCCUUAAUUCAAGCAUUAAUUUUUUUUCACCUCAGAACUAUUCCCUAUCAAUCUAAUGCAAACUGUCAACUUAAUCUGACCUUUACUAUUACAGACCUUGUGUCAACUCUUUGGCUCUGCUUUCUAAGCACCUAAGGAAUAAGCUUGUCUCAUCCACCAACCUCUGCUGAGAUACCUGUUUAGCCCUUGAUCUCCAUUUGUUCUUUGCAGCGAAACAACCAGAACAAGAAACUGAAAAACAAAACUGCUGCAUGGUUUAGAACCCAGCAGACUUUUAAGUCAUCCUAAAAUUGGCUCCCUCUUGCUGCUUUUCAUUUUUCUUGCCCUUGCGUAUUCAGUUACUUUACCUGGAAUAAUCAGUGGUCCCCUCACCCUUUAACCUUCAGGUGUGAUAUAAAUGUCAAAGAACUGGCCUUUCUCUGCUGGGACAGUGAGAAUGUUUGUGUCAAAGUCUGCUGCAAAAGAAAAAAUUGUAUUUUGGCAUGGAAUCCAGAGAACAGUAGACCACAGAAAUAGACUGGGUGGUCAAGUCCUGUGUCCCUGUCAAAUAUCUGUUCUCAGAUGUCCCCAGCUCCACUGGUGACCAGAGUAGGAACAGAUAAACUCUUGCUGCCUCCCAGCAGAACCGUAGUCUGCUUUGGCGGCUCUUGUUUUGAAGAUUUGCAGUAGAGUAGAAGAAACUGGGAAGAGUUGAAGUGGAUAGCUGAGGAGGCCCAUCCCACAUCUCAGCCUAGUUUUAGUCCACUAUCCAUUUACCCCACCCCUUGGUGAAAGCAGAUCUCCAAGGAGAAUAAUGUAGAUGUGUCUUCAGCCACUGCUGAGUAGGAUGAUAAAUUUCAGUUUUGUGAGCUUCAAUCUUAAGAGAAUUGCAGUAAUAGAAAUUAAGAGCAAUUCAAAAUUAGGUUUAGGAUCUAAAAUGUUCUGGAUAAAAGAUUGUCUUUGAAUCUGAAGCUUGAUUGACUGCAUGAUAACUGAGUUAGGGCUAACAGAACUAACUGAAAUGAUCUGUGUAUACCCCACUCACUAGAAAAACUAGUAAUGAAUAAAUGCUUGGAUAGUGACCUGGGUUUUUUCUUCAUUUGUUACACCACGUGAUCCUAGCAUUGCAUUGCACAAUGCCUCCAACCCAUUAUUUGGCCUUCACAGUGUGGUGGUUGUAAUGUUUUGUAUGUAAUAUAUAUGAUAUACUAUCUUCUAUAUUAAAUAAUUACUAUAUAACUUUACGCACAUUGAAAACUGAGUACCUUGAAAGCAGUCUCUAAGACUGACUGACUGCUCAUGGCAUGGGUAAACUCCAAAUCCUUGAGGUGGGUGUUGUGGAUCAGCUGUAGCUCUCAAUGUUAAGGUAAACCAGGAUAUUACAAAGCUCUUACCCCACCUUGUCUUAGAGACAGCCUGACAAGAGUCCUGGUCAAGAAAUAGCAUAAUAGCACUGAAGUCAUAUGUAUGGACUUCACUUUUCACCCCUACAUUACUUGGAACUGGGUCAGAAAAACAGGACAAAAAGCCAUCCGCCCUCCAAGAGUGUUCCUAGAACUCUGCUAGACCCCAGCCUCCUGAUUGGACAUUGGUAGACAAGAUAUAAGGAUCUUUGUCCUUCAUCCAAAAAGACUUGAAGGAGCGAUAAGUGAGAAUUUUGCCCCACGGACUGAAGGAUUCAAUAUGGCUCAGAAGUAGUGACACCUUAAGGGCCGCCGAACAAACAUCUGGAAUACAUUCUAGUCAACAGGAACAUUUACUUACAGGUAGCAAAAAGUAAGGAUAAGGGAGGAGAGCCAUGUGAGCGCUACUUACAACAGGGUGUUGAGAAUCCCAUGUUUGGGGGAGAUGAAUUUCAGGAGGGAAUCAAGCCUACAUACAGGAAGAACCUUCAGACAAGGGAGCUAAAACCACAGGCCCUGAAAUACAGAUGGAUGUUAAACAAGGUCAGGAUGGUCCAGCAGAGAAAGGUGGUCUGAAGCAGGAGAGCGAUGGAAUCGUUGGUAGAACCAAUCCAACUAUUCAAAGUGAAACGGGCUGUGCUCAGAGAGUUAUCAGGGAUACUAUUCACUAAAUGCAAAAUUUGGUUAUUCUAGUCAACAUAGCCAACACUGAGCAUUUAGUAUGUCAGAUCAGAGUAGACAUACUAUGAUUCAUCCCAUCUAAUCUCAGGUACUAUGCUCUCUUUAAUUUACUGAUGAACCUGAGACUUGGAUAAGUCAUAUACCUUGUACAAGAUGUUUACAAAGUUCCCAAACCAGAGGCUCUUAAAGUGGCACAUGCAAUGAAAUCUUGCAUUGUGAUUCAAGUUACUGCUUCCUCUAUUCAGUCUGAGUACUUCCCCAGCUCAAGGAUGAUGCCACCACUUUCAAGUGGGUCUUCAGUUUACUUAUUUACAAAUUUAAUCAAGUUGGCAAGGAAGGUUAACUAUCACAUCCAGAGAAACUUCAUGCCUGUGGAAUGAACCCCCCCCCACUUUUUUUUUUUUUUUUUUAAUAUUUUAUGUGUAUGAGCACACCAUUGCUCUCUUCAGACACACCAGAAGAAGGCAUCAGACCCCAUUACAGAUGAUUGUGAGCCACCAUGUGGUUGCUGGGAAUUGAACUCAGGACCUCUGGGAGAGCAGUCAGUGCUCUUAAACCACUGAGCCAUCCUCCAGCCCAAGCCCUUUCUAAGAUUCUGUAAGGUGUAUGUGAAGGGGAGGUGGGGCAAGGUAUGGAGACUGUUUUUUUCAGAAGUCCAUUCUCUUCCAUGGUAUUUAUGAGGAAGGAGCUCUCUUGUUCUACAGCACAGCAAUAUGAGUUUCUGUCUGAUUCUCCUGUCUCCACUUUCCAUCUCAUUGUAGGAGUGCUGGAAUUACAGACAUGAGACACCACAGCUGGCUUUUAAAACUGGUUCUUGGAAUUCAGAUCAUCUGGCUUGAGCAGUGAGUGCCAUGCUACCAGCCCCCUUUCUAUUUUCCCUUUUUCUGUACCUGGUCCUAUCACAUGUGACUAUAUACUGGUUAAGCACUCCUGUGUAACUUUUACUAGAAUGGAAAUGAUGUGAACAAAUGUCUAUUCACCCCAGAGAGAACCUGGAUGACUGACAAAAUUUUAUCCAAGUCUAGUUUAUUGGGAUUUCUUUUUAAUGACUUACUUAUUUGAUGUAUAUGAGGAUAUUGUCACUGUACUCAGACACACCAGAAGAGGUAUCCGAUCCCAUUGUUAAGGUUGUGAGUCACCAUGUGGUUGCUGGGAAUUGAACUCCGGACCUCUGGAAGAGUAGUCAGUGCUCUUAAACCACUGAGCCAUCUCUCCAAGCUUAUUGGGGUUUCUUAACAGAAGAAUGGAUGAAGAGGUUUCCAGCACUUGUCUCUCUCUGCUUCCUGAUCGUGAGUACUAUGUGACCUCACACUGCUGUCAUCAUGGCUUCCCUACCAUCAUGGGCUACAUGCUCUUGAACUGUAUCCCAAAAUAAAUCCUUCCCUCCAUAAAUAGCUUAUUAGCUAUUUUGGUCUCCUUAACAAAAGUUACUGGUGGCUUGAAUGGGCAGUGUCCCCUGUACACGUACAUGUAUCUGCAUACUUGGUCUCCCAGUUGAUUGUACUAUUUGGAGAGGUUAGGAGAGGUUAGGAAACCUCUAGAAAGUGGAUCCUUGCUGGGGGUAAUUAUAUCACUGGGGUAGGGGGCAGGACUUGAAGGCUUAUAGGCUCACCCACUGUUUCCUAUGUGCAGCAGAAAUUACAUCAGCCAGCUCCCUGCUCUGGCCACUGACUGCUGCCAUUUCUUCCUCACCCAUAUGGACUCCUCUACAACCAUAAGCCAAAAUAAACUCUUGAACAUUG